Molecule: messenger RNA, 1434 nt
Organism: Oldenlandia corymbosa var. corymbosa
Lineage: Eukaryota; Viridiplantae; Streptophyta; Magnoliopsida; Gentianales; Rubiaceae
Source: the annotation of a GenBank genome assembly
AUGUGGUAUUUGUGCGUUUUCUACCAUAGAUUGCUGGACUACAGGAAACCUGAGGUUGAAUCUCUGGCUGAACUCUUUGGUGCCUUUAAAGAAGACCCGGAAAACAAAUCACUUGAAUGGAGGCUUCCGGAGAAUCACCACCCUGAUUCUCCUUUCCAUUUUGUUAAUCUUCCCUCUGAAGAAAUUGCUCGCAAUGUAGCCAAUCGAAGCAUUCUUGUAAAAGGGAUUUAUGAACUCUGGGGAGAAGGAGGUAGCUUUGAGGAGCUGGAAGAGGCUAUUAGAAGCUAUCCUGAUGAAAGAAAGUUGCCUUACCUUACACCUGAAAGUACGUUUCGAAUUACAGUAGACAGUUUUGGGAAAGUUAUUAGCUUUGAAAAACAAAAGGAGCGUAUUCAACAGCUCUCUUACAUUCCCUUUCAGGGUCGAGUCAAUUUACGAGAACCUGAUCACAAAUUCUGGCUCAUGGAAACUGAUAAUUAUGAAUCUAACAAUGGGCUUCCCCCCAUUGUUCAAAGACGAAUAUUUUUUGGUCGGGAGAUUGGGGCUGCUGAUAGGAAGCUUUUGCCUACCUACCAAUUAAAAAGCCGUACAUAUCUAGGUCCCACAGCCAUGGACGCAGAAAUGGCUUUCCUGAUGGCCAAUCAAGCUCAGGUUAAACCUGGUAAACUUGUGUAUGACCCAUUUGUUGGCACCGGAAGCAUACUGGUUGCAGCUGCUCAUUUUGGUGCAAUGACAAUGGGUGCAGAUAUUGAUAUACGUGUAGUGCGUGAUGGCCGUGGUCCUGAUUGCAAUGUCUGGAGCAAUUUUAAACAGUAUGGAUUACCAAUGCCAAUUUCUCUGUUAAGGGCUGACAACAAUCUUCCUCCAUGGCGUCCUGGAUUAAAAGAGAUCUUUGAUGCCAUAAUAUGUGACCCUCCUUAUGGGGUCCGUGCUGGAGGGCGUAAAUCUGGUGGUCGUAAACUUUUAAAAGGAGUUGUUGGUCCUUAUGCAGUCCCAGAUGACAAAAGGACAGACCACAUACCAUCAACUGCACCAUACAGCUUAGUGGAGUGUGUGCAUGAUUUGCUUGAUCUUGCCGCUAAGAUGCUUGUUACUGGAGGAAGGCUUGUGUAUUUCUAUCCUGUACUGAGAGACGAAGAAUCCACUGAUAUCAAUUUUCCUGAGCAUCCGUGUUUCAAAUUGGUUGCAACCUGUGAACAGAUCCUUAGCUUCAGGUACAGUCGUGUAUUACUGACCAUGGUGAAGAUCGCGCCAUACACAGAAGAGAUUGCAGAGGCAGCUAGGAUUAAACAUUUGGAGUUCAGGGUAAACCAUCUCAAGUGGUUGGAAGAUGGAAAUCUGCGUUCAGCUGUUUUUAGUCCCAUUGACACUCAUAGUAACGAUUCAGGUGAUACAAAAUCCAGUAAACUGAAAUACAGAGGCAAGUAUGUAUAG